AUGAACGGCAUGAACGGCGGUGCCGGGCAGGACAUCGACCUAUACGAAAUCCUGAAAAUUGACAAGAAUGCUAGCAAGAGCGAGAUUAAGAAGGCCUACCACAAGGCCGCUCUAGCGAAUCACCCCGACAAAGUCCCAGAAGACCAGAGAGAAGAAGCCGAAGCACGCUUUAAGGCCGCAAGUCAGGCCUACGAAAUCCUUUACGAUGAGCAGAAGCGAGAAAUGUACGAUACCCAUGGCAUGGCUGCUUUCGAAGGUGGUGGUGGGCCAGGUGGGAUGGGCGUCAACAUGGAAGAUAUCCUCGGUGGCCUCUUUGGUAUGAACAUGGGAGGUAUGGGCGGCAUGGGACGAGGCUCACAACGACCGAAACGAAGUCCCGACGAGAACCAGAAAUAUGAAGUUACCUUAGAAGACUUAUACAAAGGCAAAACCGUCCGCUUCACGAGCACGAAGAACGUCAUCUGCUCAAAGUGUACUGGAUCCGGAGCGAAAGAGGGCGUCACCCCAAGAGAAUGUUCGACAUGUAAAGCUUGCGAGGGUUCUGGCAAGGUUGUCAAUCCCAAGGACAAAUGCAAGAAAUGCAAGGGCAAAAGGACGACAGAAGAGAAGAAGCAACUUGAGCUGUACAUACCACGUGGUGCUAAAGAGGGCGACAAAAUCGUACUGGAGGGAGAAGCAGACCAAAUACCAGGUGCUGACCAGACAGGAGACAUCAUCUUCCAUCUUGUCGAGCAACCUCACGACAUUUUUAACCGAGCCGGUCCUGAUCUACAAGCCACCCUCGAGGUAACACUUGCAGAGGCAUUAACUGGCUUCAACCGAGUAGUCGUCACGCAUCUUGACGGCAGAGGAAUAUCCUUGUCCCAUCCUCAGGUCGAAGGCGAGAUCAUGAGACCGGGACAAGUCAUCAAGGUCAGAGGCGAAGGAAUGCCAUACAAGAAGAGCGAUGCCAAAGGCGACCUGUAUUUGAUAGUGGAUAUACAGUUCCCUGAGGAUGGCUUCUUCACUCCUGAGGCCGCAGACGCACUAAGAAAAUUACUUCCUCCACCAGAACCACCCAUCAAGACUGAAGUUGUCGACGAUGCUUCGUGGGAGGACGCCGAUCCAGAAGAAUUCGGCAAGGGUGAUCCUCGAGGUGGUGGACAAUGGGUCGAUGCGGACGAGGAGGGCGCUGAAGGACCUCAGUGCGCGACACAAUAG
Messenger RNA from Lithohypha guttulata, 1200 nucleotides. It is a transcript of the gene XDJ1, whose product is annotated as DnaJ-like protein xdj1. Bases 1 to 1200 code for a protein of 399 amino acids. Gene Ontology annotation, biological process: protein refolding. The transcript is spliced from 2 exons. Lineage: Eukaryota; Fungi; Ascomycota; Eurotiomycetes; Chaetothyriales; Trichomeriaceae. Gene Ontology annotation, molecular function: Hsp70 protein binding. Gene Ontology annotation, cellular component: cytosol; nucleus; cytoplasm. The record is from RefSeq and is a predicted model, not a curated record.